This is a messenger RNA of Humulus lupulus (European hop), 756 nucleotides long. RefSeq lists its product as uncharacterized. The transcript has a single exon. Lineage: Eukaryota; Viridiplantae; Streptophyta; Magnoliopsida; Rosales; Cannabaceae. The record is from RefSeq and is a predicted model, not a curated record. The coding region runs from base 1 to 756 and encodes 251 amino acids.
AUGGACAAUGAAGGUCGUUUCAAAUACUGUUUCAUGGCAUUAGAUGCUUCUAUAAAGGGAUUUAAAACAUCUAUUCGACGAAUCAUAUGUGUAGAUGGAACCUUCUUGACAACUAGUUAUGAAGGCACUUUGUUAUGCCCCAUGGGACAAGAUGCUAAUAAGCAAAUUUAUACCAUUGCAUUCUCAGUGGUUGAAUUAGAGAAUAAUGAGUCAUGGUUGUACUUUAUAGUGAGUCUGGAGGAAGCAAUUGGCGAAGUAGAUAAUCUAGUGUUUGUCUUUGAUAGACAUACUAGUAUUGCAAGUGCACUAUCUAGAGUUUUUCUAGAGGCACAUCACGGAGCUUGUAUACAUCAUUUUAACAUGAAUAUCACUGCGAAGUUCAAGACUGAUCAUUGCCAUGAAGAAUACUUCCUUGCAGCAAAAGCGUACAUGGAGCGUGUGUUUUUACGCCAUUUUGAGAAAAUUAAGUUAAAAUAUCCUGAUAUUGCUCAAUAUUUAAAGAACCAAUUUGGUUUUGAAAAGUGGGUCUGCACUUUCUUUCAAGGUACACAAUAUAAUUUAAUGACAAUAGGUAUUGCUAAAAGCUGGAACAAUGUGAUUGCUGAUGCACAUGGAUGGCCUAUUACUACUCUUAUGGAAUUCAUGAGGCAUACUUUACAAAAAUGGUUUUUUGAGCGUCGAACUACAACAUCAAAGGCUACAGGUCCCCUUGCUACAUCCGUUGAAGAAGACUUACAAAUUUUAGCGGACAAGUGA